Erigeron canadensis is the source of this 1693-nucleotide messenger RNA. RefSeq names its product snurportin-1. The coding region runs from base 39 to 1319 and encodes 426 amino acids. Gene Ontology annotation, cellular component: nucleus; cytoplasm. NCBI's taxonomy places the organism in Eukaryota, Viridiplantae, Streptophyta, Magnoliopsida, Asterales, Asteraceae. The transcript is spliced from 7 exons. The record is from RefSeq and is a predicted model, not a curated record. Gene Ontology annotation, biological process: snRNA import into nucleus.
GCUUAAAACCCCCAAAAUUAAUCAGCUAGCCAUUACCAAUGGCGCCACAUGAGAUACGACGUCCGUUCAAACGGGCAGCAAUCUCCGACCAACAAAAACGCCGCGAACUUUCUUUACAACGCCAAGCCGAAAACCGAACCCAUGCUCAACUCCAAGCCCGCCGUCUCGCUUCUUCCAUCCUAUCCUUCCCGAACCACCAAUCCGAACCUGAAUCAGUCCCUGAACCCGAAUCACACCCUGAACCUAUAGUCGAAGAACCCGAAUCGGAUGUCCGAGAUGUUACCGAUAUGGAUAUCCGUCAAGCGGCUAAACUCAAAGGCUAUGAAGCUCGCCGGUGGUACGCUAGUCAACUCAUGCUCCCUGAAUGGAUGAUUGAUGUUCCUGAUCGCCUUAAUCAUGACUGGUAUGUGUUUGCAAGGCCAUCUGGAAAACGAUGUUUUGUUGUUUCCUCAAAUGGCACGACUGUCAGCAGACUACGCAAUGGUUCCCAAUUGCAUCGUUUUCCAUCUUCUUUACCUAACGGUGCAAAAACUAAAGAAGGUUCCCGGUCUGCUCAUUCUUAUUGUAUACUUGAUUGCAUCUUUCACGAGUUGGAUCAAACGUAUUAUGUUAUAGACAUGGUGUGCUGGGCAGGGAUCUCAUUUUAUGAAUGCACUGCCGAGUUUAGAUUUUUCUGGAUGAACAGCAAGCUCAUUGAGUCAGGGGCUUGUGAGGAGCCAUCUACCUACCAUAGAUACAGAUUUAGUCUCUUGUCUGUUGAUAAUUGUGAUCAAGAGGGACUCCAAACAGCUUAUACAGGGUCGGUACCGUAUGUGAAAGAUGGGCUGUUGUUUUAUAACAAGCAUGCACAUUAUCAAACAGGAAAUACACCAUUGGCUCUUGUCUGGAAGGAUCAGAUGUGUAGUCAGUAUGUCAUUGAUACGGAUAACAAAGGACAGGUUCCAAAUCAACAACAGGUGGUUUUGGAGCUACAAGAUAAUGGACAACUGGUUACCUCUGAUGAUCCUCCUGUUGUACUUGGAUGCUUGAAUGCAACUUUCAUACAAGAGACAGGGUUGAAUUCAGGAAACCUCCUACGUUUUGCUGUUAAUGAGGGUGGGUUAACAUUUGUGGAUGGGAAGCUGGAGAAGGCUAAUCUACAGUAUGUAGGAAAGGUCCACCGUGCACGUGCUUUUGCAGAUAGUUACUCUAAGAUUGUAUUCCAAUAUAUGGUUCGCCAUUCUCCUCUACAAAUAGAACAUCUGUUUGCAUCUAUGGGUACAUCAAAUGAACAAGAUAGCAGCACGGAUGAGUUGGAAAUGGAUGGUUUGAUGAUCUGAUGUCAAUAACGUCAAAGAGAUUUUAAUAUUCAUACCCCAUGAACCGUGAAGGUUUGACUCACCCCUCCCAUGGCUUGUCAAUAAGCACAUUGUUUCCACAGGACUACAACUGUUGAACCCAUGGUUGGCUUGUGCAUGCCCUGCUGGAAGAUUAGUCCCUUUAUGUAGAUUCUCAAAAGAGAGAUGGAUUGUGGCUGAUUUUGGAUUUUGUAGAUCCAGAAAAAAAUAUGGAUUGUAACUUAUUUUAUGGAACUAAGGUGAGAGGUGGGUACUCGUUUGUUAUUUUGUAAUAGAAUAGAACAACUGUGUAGCAAGCCUAUUUAAGGCCACUUGACUACUAUAUUUAUGUUCAUAUGUUUGUUUUUGAGCAAGUA